This is a messenger RNA of Candidula unifasciata, 1839 nucleotides long. Lineage: Eukaryota; Metazoa; Mollusca; Gastropoda; Stylommatophora; Geomitridae. The record is from the annotation of a GenBank genome assembly.
AUGGAAGAAUGCAAGAAUGAGCCCAGAAAAAUAUAUGUUAAUACAUCCAGAGAACUUCUAUCCAGAGAAGAACACAAGAACAAGUUCAUAAUUACCCAGUCUGAAAAUUCAGCUGAAGAUCUACACAGAAAAGAACAAACUAGCAAGCUCAAAAAUACCCUGAUGGAAACUUCCAGUCAACAGCUACACAGGGCAGAAAACAAGAAUCAGUUGUAUGAUUCGUUCACUGACGAUCUACCCAACGAACAAUGUGAUACCAGAUCACAUGAUUCGUUCACUGAAGAUCUACCUAACGAACUAUGUGAUACCAGAUUGGAAACGUCCAAAUUCCCAGCACCUGAUGGCGGUUACGGCUGGUUUGUGGUUCUCGGCUGCUUCAUAUCUCACGUGGUGUUUGCGGGCUUCGACAGAAGCGAAGGCAUCCUUUUUCUUUUGUUGACCUCCAAGUUUGAGCAGAGUGCCCAACUGACCUCAUGGCCCGGCGCGAUUGCCUGUACCCUUCAGUUACUUCUGGGGCCCUUAGCCACUGCCGUGUCCAACCGUUACAGUCCAAGAAUUGCUGUAAUGCUGGGAGCGGUUCUUGUUGCACGGACGUCUGUGAUGAUCGGUGGUUUGUUGAUGUCCUUAGGCUGCAUCCUCAGCGGUUUUGCUACGAAUUUCUACUUCCUCUUCUUCUCCUACGCCUUGCUGGUGGGAACGGGAAGAGGUCUCAGCUAUGCUCCUGGUCUCAUUCUGGUGGCAAUGUACUUUGACAAGAGACGUGGGUUAGCUACAAGUAUUAGCUCGUCUGGUGUGGGUAUAGGUGGGUUUAUUAUAGUGCUCAUUUCUCAUUAUCUUUUCGAGAAUUAUGAAUUUCAAGGAGCUUUUUUAAUUAUCGGCGGAAUUGCUUUACACACAAAUCUAGCUGCCAUGUUAUAUCGACCCAUGACCAUGCAUCAGAGGUUCAACGAAAGGUUGAUGACACACAGCUUGGCUGUUGACCCCGUAGAAACAACAGUAGCGAUUGUUGCCUCGGAGUCGUCGUCCUCCGAACUAGACUCUAGGCGGCCGCCGAGUUUGUUUCAGUCAAGCGUCGACCAAAAACUGGAGAUUGAAAGUCCUACAAGUUUAAGGAACGAUAACGCAAAUACUAAAUAUCUUGGGCAGAAUCCGUUUAUUGGCAAUAAUUGUGUGACAACAGCUGUCAAAAUUUGUUUUCCAAAAGAAAUUAGGGAAGACAAUAAUAAAAUGUCCCGACAGUUGUGUCACCUCUACUUGUUAAAGAAUACGCCAUUCUUACUCUACUGCAUCAGCGCAUGGCUCUUCUCAAUGGCGAUGAAAUCUGGAUACACGUUUAUCCAGGCUUUGGUUAUUUCCAAAGGCAUCUCGAAAGCAGAAGCCGCAUUGGUGAUGUCAAUAGCAGGACUAGCCGACUGCGUUUCAAGAAUAGGAGCCGGUUUUUUGUUAGACUUAAAGCUCUUUCACGUUUAUCGGCUGCUAAUUUACACUGUUAUCAGCCUAUCGCUAGCGUUGGUACUUUUCCUUCUGCCUUCCAGGGAUUCCUUUCAUUCUUUCGUUGUCUUGUGGUGUGUCUUCGGGGUUUUAACAGGGAUUUUUAUCUCUCAAAGGGUGGUCAUACUAGUGGAUAUCCUGGGGAUCCAGCAGAUCGCCAACUCCUUGGUGAUUGUGAUUUGCUUCCAGAGCCUCGGAACGCUGCUGGGACCGCCAUUGUCUGGCACGGUCAAGGAUUACUUUGGAACGGUCGAUGAGUUGUUUUAUUUGAAUGGAAUGUUUAUGGUGACUGCAGGAAUUUUUAUGUGCGCUACUUGGGUGUUUUUUCGGUAUGCAAAGGCGGAAUAG